CAACAUGGCGGCGCCCUCAAGACUAAUAUCAAGGUUGACUCUGGUGACAGGGGGGGGCAGUGGUAUCGGCCGGGCGGUGUGCCAACGCUUUGCCUCAGAGGGCGCCUCCGUGGUGGUUGCAGACCUCAGCGAGGCGUCAGCCAUUGAAACCCUGGGAAGCCUGUCAUGUGACCAGAGGGGGCAGGACCACAUGGCUUCUGUGGUGGACGUGUCAUCAAAAGAGAGUGUAGAGAAUUUGGUCACCAGCAUACAGUGUCGCUACUUCCAGCCUCCCUCGGUGUGUGUGAACGCGGCGGGCAUCACCCAAGAUGACUUCCUGCUCCGCAUGCAGGAGGAACACUUUGACAGAGUCGUCCAGGUCAACCUCAAGGGAAGCUUCCUGGUCACACAGGCUGUGGCCAGAGCUCUGGUGUCCUGUGGGGCGCCCAAAGGAUCCAUCAUUACCGUAGGAAGCAUCGUGGGCAAGGUGGGGAAUAUCGGACAGGCCAACUACGCCUCCUCUAAAGCCGGUGUGGAGGCGCUGAGCCGCACAGCUGCCAAGGAGCUCAGCAGGUCUGGGAUCAGGUGUAACUGUGUGCUGCCAGGCUUCAUUUCCACUCCUAUGACAGAGAAAGUACCGGAGAAGGUUAUCAGCAAGAUGACCUCGCUGGUGCCGCUGGGCAGGAUGGGGGAGCCUCACGAGGUGGCGGAUGUCUGUGCCUUCCUCGCCUCAGAUGAUUCUAGCUACAUCACAGGAGCUAGCAUCGAAGUGACGGGGGGACUUUUCAUUGGCUAAGUCAGCUGUCAGUCAUCCUGAUGAAGACCAUGGACUGGGGGCGGAUGAAGACCAUGGACUGGGGGCGGAUGA
This is a messenger RNA of Lampris incognitus (smalleye Pacific opah), 847 nucleotides long. RefSeq names its product hydroxysteroid (17-beta) dehydrogenase 8 (gene hsd17b8). Gene Ontology annotation, molecular function: oxidoreductase activity, acting on the CH-OH group of donors, NAD or NADP as acceptor. The record is from RefSeq and is a predicted model, not a curated record. The transcript has 9 exons. Lineage: Eukaryota; Metazoa; Chordata; Actinopteri; Lampriformes; Lampridae. Bases 5 to 775 code for a protein of 256 amino acids.